This is a messenger RNA of Gigantopelta aegis, 2933 nucleotides long. RefSeq names its product ribose-phosphate pyrophosphokinase 4-like. NCBI's taxonomy places the organism in Eukaryota, Metazoa, Mollusca, Gastropoda, Neomphalida, Peltospiridae. The transcript is spliced from 8 exons. Gene Ontology annotation, cellular component: cytoplasm; ribose phosphate diphosphokinase complex. Gene Ontology annotation, molecular function: ribose phosphate diphosphokinase activity; magnesium ion binding. The record is from RefSeq and is a predicted model, not a curated record. Gene Ontology annotation, biological process: 5-phosphoribose 1-diphosphate biosynthetic process; purine nucleotide biosynthetic process. The coding region runs from base 64 to 1095 and encodes 343 amino acids.
GAAAGUGAAAACCAGAAUCUGAUUUGUUAUAUUGUGUUCUGAUACAUUGGCAUUGCAUGGAAGAUGAGUUUUUCACUGGAUUCCGAUUCGGUGCUGCUGUAUGCACACCCAUCCAUGGAAUCGCUGGCCAUACAGAUUGUGGAGCGGUGUUCCGGAGAGUGGUCAGAUUCUCAAAUUAAAAAAUUGAAAGCAGAGCGUUCACUCUCCAUAUCCUCCCAGCGAGUGGUGGAAUUCCGCAAGACGAUAGAGUGGGGAAGAUUCCCCGACGGAUUCCCCAACGUCUUCAUCCAAGAUGUCAAGUUCAUGGCAGGCAAAGAUGUUAUCUUCGUGGGAAGUUUUCACUCGCCAGAUGUCAUAUUUGAACAGUUGUCAGUACUGUAUGCAUUUCCUAGGUAUUUGGCAAAGUCGUUCCACUUUAUUCUGCCGUAUUUCCCUACUGGGACCAUGGAGCGUGUUGACACAGAAGGUCAGAUUGCCACAGCCAAGACUCUAGCCACGCUUCUGUCUGCGAUCCCGCUGUCGGCAAAAGGCCCGGCCCAAGUGAUUAUUUUUGAUAUUCACGCCUUACAAGAGAGAUUCUACUUCUCCGACAGUGUCAUUCCUCGUCUUUUGUCAGCCAUUCCACUACUACAGAGGGAGAUUGAGCAUCUGUCGUACAAGUCGAAUCUGGCGUUCGCCUUCCCAGAUGAUGGAGCGUUUAAACGCUUUCAUUCGUACUUCCCAGACGAACAUACUGUCAUAUGUGCUAAGGUGCGAGAUGGAAAGAAGAAAAUCGUUACAGUCAAAGAUGGUAACCCUUCAGGAAAAGAUAUCAUCAUUAUAGAUGACCUCAUUCAGACUGGCGGAACAUUGAUCGAGUGUGCAAAAGUGUUACUGAAGCAAGGUGCCAAGACAGUCAGUGCUUAUGUGACACACCCAGUGUUUCCCGGAGACUCGUGGAAGAGAUUCACAGAUGGAGACGUUCACUUCGAGAAUUUCUGGAUCACCGAUUCCAUCCCCCACGCCAAGACCAUCAGUAAUCACAAACCCUUCAAGCUGCUGUCUCUGUGUGGUGUCAUAGCAGAGUCGCUGUUAGGGUACGACCUUAUGCCCUAGACAUUGACUUGUGCCCUAAACAUCAACUUGUGCCCUAGACAUUGACUUGAGCCCUAAACAUCAGAAUGUGCCCUAGACAUGAAUGGGUGUCCUAGAUAUUGACUUGUCCUAGCAUCAAUUUGUGCCCUAGAUAGUGACUUGUGCCCUAGACAUCGACUCAUGCCCUAGAUAGUAACCUGUGUCAUAUAUAGUGACUUGUGUCCUAGACAUUAGUAUGUGCCCUAUAUAGUGGUCUAGAUACAGGGAUGAGAAAGACAAUUUGUAUUUUCAUCUGAAAUUAGCCGGGGUCCAGGGGGCCUGGUCAGGGGGUCCGGGGGGCAAAGCCCCCCUGAAGCUAUAGGGUUUUUUACAAUUGCAAGGCAAAAAUCUGCAUCACAGAAUUACAGAAUAACUUAUAUACCAUAGAAAGGAUUAUUAUAAUGCAUAAACUCCUGUCAAUAAUCAUGAAAUUGCACAUCCUCCUUUGCGAUCAGUUUCACCAUUUUUGAAUGGAAAAAUACAUAUCAAGACGCUCGAUUACCACUGCAGAAAACACAGUCGAAAAUGGCGGUUGUUUUGCACAUAACGGCCUAGAACUGUAAGGGCUAUGCUGAUUGGUCUCAAUAUCUCAGACAUCUCAAGUUUAGCCAAUCACAGUGGUCGUAGUAAACAGUACUAAACACAUACACACAAAGCUAGUUUUGUUUUAUUUUCGUAUACACACAGUGCGUCGAAAUAAACAUGGCGGCCGCUACAUUACGAUAGCAGCUGCACGACGACCUCAACUUUAACUGAUGUUUCCACAGAGUGCAAGGCAUAUACCUAUAUUCUAAGCCUCCCCCCCAAAAAAAACAAUACAAUUUGUGGAUCCGCAGAAAAUUCUCAUCCUUGUAGAUAGUAACAUGUGCCCUAUACAUCAACCUCAUGGCCUAAAUACCAACCUGUGUUCUAGAUUGCAACCUGUUAUGGUUUGACCUGAUACCCUAGACAUUGACUUGUGUCCUAGACAUCAGUUUGUGCUCUAGACAUCGACUCAUGCCUUAGAUAAGCAGCCAAUGCUUUAGACACCAACCUGAAGGCCUAGACCAUAACCUCUGUCAAAACCAAAGAGUUCUGCCCAACCUAGGACAUAAACAUGUGCUCAGUCAACUUGGACAUUACAUUAUGCUAUAGACAUUUCUCUUGGACAUUAAAUUAUGCUAUAGACAUUUCUCUUGGACAUUAAAUUAUGCUACAGACAUUUCUCUUGGACAUUAAAUUAUGCUACAAACAUUUCUCUUGGACAUUACAUUAUGUCUUAGACAUUUCUCUUGGACAUUAAAUUAUGCUACAGACAUUUCUCUUGGACAUUAAAUUAUGUCUUAGACAUUUCUCUUGGGACAUUAAAUUAUGCUACAGACAUUUCUCUGGGACAUUAAAUUAUGUCUUAGACAUUUCUCUUGGACAUUAAAUUAUGUCUUAGACAUUUAUCGUGGACAUUAAAUUAUGCUAUAGACAUUUCACUUGGACAUUAAAACUCCUGCUCAAGAAAUCAAUUCAUGCUUUGGACAUUAACAUAUACUCAAAAGAUCAUCUUCGACAUUAAAUCAUGCUCUAAUGGUUAACUCAUGCUGUAGAAAUCAUAUCGUGCUUUAGACAUUAAAUCAUGACCUAGACAUUAGAUCAUGACCUAGACAGAACAUGCCAUAGAUUUAUUUUCCAUUUAUGUCAUUUAUAAAGAAGUGCAAUUUUGUAACAAUGCGUUAUAACAAAAUGAACACAAAUACUGCCACAUUCCAUAAAGUUUACAUUACUGAGAGACAGACAAGCAGAGAGAGACAGACAAGAAGAGAGAGAGAGAGCGAGCGGGGGGGGGGGGG